AUGCCCUCCUGUGACUACAACCCGGCCGACGAGCUAUACAAAGCACAACAAGAGUACGCCAUAGCCCGCACUGCCUUUGACAAGGGAGUAGCUAAGGCCAAAAUUCGUCAGAUUGAAGAAGCCCUCAAAUCCGCUCGCAUGGGUCCGAUUACAACCACCAAAUCCCAAGCCAUUGUUACCUCCAUCGCCCAGACACAAACCAAACCCACUAACACCUACUCCUUAACGAACACCCACAACCAGGCGAUCAAGUUAACUAGUUCCUGGGGAUCAGCGACAAUUGACUGUGUUUCUUACAUUCAGCUCGACCAGCUCAAUGUCCAAACUUCAUGCAAACUCACCAAUUCUUCCCACUCCACCUUUUACAUCACAGCCUCGCAAAUCCGAGUUACUAGCUGCCAGCACCUAACUCUUUAUGUCUACAGCAAAACCGGCGUUUCAAUUGAAGAUUCUAGCGACAUUACAGUUCUUCCUUACCAACCCGACCCCCAGCCUAGUUGGCCCAAUAAUACCCAAAUAUUCCAUUUCAACCAAAUCACCUUCCUAUAA
Messenger RNA from Nematocida homosporus, 549 nucleotides. RefSeq lists its product as uncharacterized. The record is from RefSeq and is a predicted model, not a curated record. The coding region runs from base 1 to 549 and encodes 182 amino acids. The transcript has a single exon. NCBI's taxonomy places the organism in Eukaryota, Fungi, Microsporidia.